Zingiber officinale is the source of this 1188-nucleotide messenger RNA. Its product is annotated as cytochrome b561 domain-containing protein At2g30890-like. Gene Ontology annotation, molecular function: transmembrane monodehydroascorbate reductase activity. Lineage: Eukaryota; Viridiplantae; Streptophyta; Magnoliopsida; Zingiberales; Zingiberaceae. Bases 368 to 1006 code for a protein of 212 amino acids. The transcript is spliced from 5 exons. The record is from RefSeq and is a predicted model, not a curated record.
ACUUUCGGCUACUAUGAUUGAUCCGUUGAAACAAUGAUAGACAUGUAUUUUAAUUAUUUAAUAAACUAAUAGAGCUAGGCCAAAGCUUCUUAUUCCAGUCCCCGCCUAGGGUUCUAUAGAGAUUUCCAAUAGUUUCAUCACUUUUGAGAUUCCUGUAGUCAUCUUCAAGCUAUAGAAAAUGCAAAUGCAUAUUAUGAAGAACUAGUGAAGGUUUCAGCUUUGUUUCCUCUUAAAUUAUCUCCACUGGUUAUCUAUUUUUUUGAGCGUUGUGCAUCUGAAGAGAGGGAUUUCUUAGUUUAAAGACCUUCGCUCCACUGCUUACAAGACUCAUUGAAAAACAUUUCUAAAUUAGCUCAAGAAAAUAUAUAUGAUAAAUCAAUCUAAUCCUCUAAAGCUGACACCAGAGUUAUCAAUCCAUAUCAAAAUUCAUGGAUUCUUGCUGUGGGCUUCACUUGGUUUCUUAAUGCCACUAGGGGUGGUCAUUAUCAGAAUGUCGGAGAGUGCUAAAUCAAUUAAAAUGGUCAAGGUUUUGUUCUACACUCAUGUAACUGUUCAGAUUCUGGCAAUCCUACUUGCUACUGUGGCAGCUGUUCUUUCACUAAUCAACUUUGAGAACUCCUUCAACAACACUCACCAGAAAAUUGGGUUGGUUCUAUAUGGACUCAUUUGGAUUCAACCUCUAAUCGCCUUUGUGAGGCCUAGAAGGGGGAUGAAAACCAGGAGCUUGUGGUACCUGGUGCAUUGGCUGCUUGGAACUGGAGUCUGUGUGUUGGGCAUAGCCAACAUCUUCAUUGGCCUGCACACCUUCCAUGAGAAGACCUCAUCAAUUGUAAGCUUGUGGGCUGUGCUUUUCACUGCAGAAGUCUCAUUCAUGGCCUUUCUCUACCUCCUGCAAUGCAAAUGGGAGUAUGUGAUGAAGCAGGGAGUUACUCAAGAUGAGCAAAUCAGACCCGCCGACCAUGCUUCUCCAACUAGAAACCAGAAAGAGAUGGUAGUGCUGCCCUAGAUACCAAUGAAAUGGUCACUCAUUAAUUUCCAUGUAAUUUAAAAUGUUCUCUUUUGGCUAUAAUAUGACUUUGUGGUUCAGUAGUUUCUUCAGGAGAUUGUUUGGAGAUGUCUUAGGAGCCUAAAAAUGUAGUGUAUAAUUUUAAGAUAACAUAUGCCAUAUCGCUUGAAAUCAAAUACUUC